Arvicanthis niloticus (Nile rat) is the source of this 5260-nucleotide messenger RNA. It is a transcript of the gene Esrrg, whose product is annotated as estrogen related receptor gamma. Gene Ontology annotation, molecular function: steroid binding; nuclear steroid receptor activity; zinc ion binding. Gene Ontology annotation, cellular component: nucleus. Lineage: Eukaryota; Metazoa; Chordata; Mammalia; Rodentia; Muridae. Gene Ontology annotation, biological process: retinoic acid receptor signaling pathway; regulation of DNA-templated transcription. The record is from RefSeq and is a predicted model, not a curated record.
GGGGCUUUAAGUCCUUGAUUAGGAGAGAGUGUGCGAGCCUCGGUCCCAACUGGCCGUGCCUAUGGGCUUGUCACCAGGAGAACGCGUGUGUUAAUUGCACCGGGCUCUGUCAAGGAAACUUUGAUUUAUAGGUGGGGUGCACAAAUAAUGGUUGCCGGGCGCACAUGGAUUCGGUAGAACUUUGCCUGCCUGAGUCUUUUUCCCUGCACUACGAAGAAGAGCUUCUCUGCAGAAUGUCAAACAAAGAUCGACACAUUGAUUCCAGCUGUUCGUCCUUCAUCAAGACGGAACCCUCCAGCCCAGCCUCCCUGACGGACAGCGUCAACCACCACAGCCCUGGUGGGUCUUCCGACGCCAGUGGGAGUUACAGUUCAACCAUGAAUGGCCAUCAGAACGGACUGGACUCGCCACCUCUCUACCCCUCUGCUCCAAUCCUGGGAGGCAGCGGGCCUGUCCGGAAACUGUAUGAUGACUGCUCCAGCACCAUUGUAGAAGAUCCCCAGACCAAGUGUGAAUAUAUGCUCAACUCCAUGCCCAAGAGACUGUGCUUAGUGUGUGGCGACAUCGCCUCUGGGUACCACUAUGGGGUUGCAUCAUGUGAAGCCUGCAAGGCAUUCUUCAAGAGGACGAUUCAAGGGAACAUAGAGUACAGCUGCCCGGCCACGAAUGAAUGUGAGAUCACAAAGCGCAGACGCAAAUCCUGCCAGGCCUGCCGCUUCAUGAAGUGUCUCAAAGUGGGCAUGCUGAAAGAAGGGGUCCGUCUUGACAGAGUGCGCGGAGGUCGGCAGAAGUACAAGCGUAGAAUAGAUGCUGAGAACAGCCCAUACCUGAACCCUCAGCUGGUGCAGCCAGCCAAAAAGCCAUAUAACAAGAUUGUCUCGCAUUUGUUGGUGGCUGAACCAGAGAAGAUCUAUGCCAUGCCUGACCCCACUGUCCCUGACAGCGACAUCAAAGCCCUCACGACACUCUGUGACUUGGCUGACCGAGAGUUGGUGGUUAUCAUUGGAUGGGCAAAACAUAUUCCAGGCUUCUCCACAUUGUCCCUGGCGGAUCAGAUGAGCCUUCUCCAGAGCGCAUGGAUGGAAAUUUUGAUCCUGGGCGUUGUGUACCGAUCGCUUUCGUUUGAAGAUGAACUUGUCUAUGCAGACGAUUAUAUAAUGGAUGAAGACCAGUCCAAAUUAGCAGGUCUUCUCGACCUAAAUAAUGCUAUCCUGCAGCUGGUGAAGAAAUAUAAGAGCAUGAAGCUAGAGAAGGAAGAAUUCGUCACCCUCAAAGCAAUAGCUCUUGCUAAUUCAGAUUCCAUGCACAUAGAAGAUGUGGAAGCUGUUCAGAAACUUCAGGAUGUGUUACAUGAGGCCCUUCAGGAUUAUGAGGCUGGCCAGCACAUGGAAGACCCUCGCCGUGCAGGCAAGAUGCUGAUGACGCUGCCACUCCUGAGGCAGACUUCCACCAAGGCAGUACAGCACUUCUACAACAUCAAACUCGAAGGCAAAGUGCCCAUGCACAAACUUUUUUUGGAAAUGCUGGAGGCCAAGGUCUGACUAAAAGCCCCCCUGGGCCCUCCCAUCCUGCACGUUGAAAAGGGAAGAUAAACCCAAGAAUGAUGUCGAAGAAUAUUAGAGUUUAGUGAACAACAUUAAAAAAAAUCAACAGACUGCAAUGAUAUUUUAGCAGCCACAGUACGAUGCAGCCUGCGGAUUCCGCCACAUCUUCCUGAUAGGUUUCCUCUACUUUCUCCCAUGAUCCUCUGGCCACGUUCCUGCAUUCUUCCACUCUUUCUUGUUCCAUUAUUAUGUUUUGCUUCUUUCACCAGUGGUUUCCUCUCCCUCCUCCCUUCGUUCCCUCCUUCCUCUCCCUCUUCCUUUCUUUUGCCACCUUCCUUUCUCUUCCUUUCCCCAAUCUUCUUCUCUUGCCUUGUUCCCAUUCCUCUUCCCUCUCUCACACCCCUUCCCACUCUACAUAAUCAAUACCUCUAAUCAUACGGAACAUUUCUUUUACCUCUUGAAUCUCUUUCCCAUCUCUUCCUUCCCUGUUUUUUUUUUUUCUUUCCUUCCGCUGCUGAACUCUUAAAAGCGGUCUCUAAAUGGAGAGAGAUGGAAGCCAGCCCUGCCAAAGGACAGAGAUCCAUACUAUGGAUGCCAGUGAACUUGUCGUGAACCGUGACAUCCCCAGUGAGUAAGGAAUCAAAGAGAGAACCAUACCUAAAGUACAGCGCAAUGCAAACGAAUCGACUUAGUGCAGUAUUAGAUUCUGCUGGGCAGCCUCCGAUCAGACAACCUAAGCGGCGGCAUUGGCUGCUUCUACUUGCUUUCUCAUCUAGAUCAGUUACAGCCAUUUGAUUCCUUAAUUCUUUUGUCAAGUCUUCCAGGUGUUGGUUAGUUUAGCUACUAUGUAACUUUUUCAGGGAAUCGUUUAAGCUUUAUUCAUUCAUGCAAUACUACAGAGGGGUAAGGAUACCGCAACCUCGUGCUGGCUUUGAACAAUUGAACACUAAUGAAGGACAAAUGAACCCUGAAGGAAGAUUUUUAAAAAAAAAAAAUGUUUCAUUUCUUCUUACAAAUGGAGAUUUUUUUGUACCAGCUUUACCACUUUUCAGCCAUUUAUUAAUAUGGGGAUUUAACUUACUCAAGCAAUAGUUGAAGGGAAGGUGCAUAUUACCACGGAUGCAAUUUAUGUUGUGUGCCAGUCUGGUCCCAAACAUCAGUUUCUUACAUGAGCUCCAGUUUGCCUAAAUGUUCACUGACACCAAGGAUUAGAUUAUACCUACCGUGACACCGAGUGGUCCCAUCCACAAGCACUGCACAUGGGAUCCCUAUCUGUAGAAUUAGCACCAGUAUACCUCCCUGCUGGGAGGGACAGUCGCCAUACGAUUUCUAGCUGCCCUCGUGGUUAGGAACAAGAUGCUGCCUGUAUGCAGUUAAAAACUCUGUCUCAGAAGGAGCUGUGAGCCAAUAUCAUUUCCGAGGCAAUAAGGCUAAUGCCAGAAUUCAAACAAACCAAUCGUCAAAGACAGCAGACGCCUGACCAAAUUCUAAAAUCCUGAUCCAUAGGAGUUGAUUCACUUAGGAAUGGUUGUUUAAAUUAACCUGCAGGUUCCUUUUGUUUCGUUGUUUGUUUGUUUGUUUUUUUAAAAAAAACCAAAAGCUAAGCCAAUAGAUGUGCUUUUCAACAAGUAUGGUCACAGCACGAAGGUCAGUCAGGUUUCAGACUGUAACCAGGUGUAAUCUAAUGAAGAAAUCAGAUGCCCCCUCCCGAAACCUACAGUCGCCGAAUAACCAGAAAACAGUAACCUCCAUAGAACGCUUUACCAAUGGACCAGUGUUAGUAGCUGCUCUCUGUAUUCUGUGGACAGUCUUAUUCUAUGUACACAGAUGUAAUUAAAGUUGUACUCCUAACAAACAAAAGAAUAGUUCAGCUUCAAUGUUCCAUGUUUGCUGCGCUUUUCUGAACUUUACGUUGCAUUCAGAAACUGUCGUCUUGUUCUCGUGGUGUUUGGAUUCUUGUGGUGUGUGCUUUUAGACACAGGGUAGAAUUAGAGACAGUAUUGGAUGUAUACUUCCUCAGGAGACUACAGUAGUAUAUUCUACUCCUUACCAGUAAUAACUAAGAGAUUGAAACUCCAAAACAGUAUUCAUUACGAUCAGACACACAUCAAAAUCAUAAUAAUAUUUUCAAAAAAGGGAGAAUUUCUCUAAUGGUUUAUUAUAGAAUACCAAUGUAUAGCUUAGACAUAAAACUUUGAAUAUUCAAGAAUAUAGAUAAGUCUAAUUUUUAAAUGCUGUAUAUAUGGCUUUCACCUGAUCAUCUCUCAGCUGUUGUUAUUAACUCGCUCUGUGUUGUUGCAAACCUUUUUGGUGCGGACUUGCUUCCAAAACUAUUGCUACUUUGUGUGCGUUAAGCAAAAUACCUUGGACUGAGGAUGUCUCAGCCCUGUGCUAGGAAUACUGUGUAUCUAUCAUUAGCUAUAUGGGAAUAUAUCGUAGAUUGUGGUUCUCAGUAGAGAAAGUGACUGUAGUGUGAAUCUAGGUAAAUCAUCAUUAGCAAUUCAUUCGGAUGGUCAAUAACUUGAAAUUGAUAGCUGUGAUAAGUUAAAAAAAAAUUGGCAAAUCCCUGACUAAAGAUCAACAGAAAAUACAACUCCUGGGGGGGAAAGGUGCUCAUCCUGUAAGAUUCUUUCAUCAUGUAAGUGUUUAAAAAUCGUUAUUUUGCAGAAGGUUUAUGCAGGGUUUAAGUUACUACUGCUCAAUUCCGCUAUAUAUACAAAUGGAAUAUAGACAAUGUAUCCACCGUUUCACUGAGUCGCAUUGAAGUAUCUGAGCUUCAGAAGCCAGAGCUGGCAAGUGAUCGGGUGAGACAGAAACACAUUUAACAAAUGAGGUACAAUGUGUAGUGCUCUGUUUAAAAGACUUGGCCUUUUAAAACAACAAAUAUCUUAAAACCAAGGUGAAAAAAAAAAAAAACCAGCUUAAAAUGUAGAUCUAAAAGAAAUGCACGGGCUUUAGGGUAAAUACCAUUUGUACCGUGCUCGAGCAAAGUUUCUUGUUUUUUCAAGUUUCUAGCAAGACCGUUUAGUUAAUGCCAGCUGUCAGGAAGAUACCAAGGUGUAUGUUUUAGCCAUGCAAUUUACAGUUUGAUUUUCUUUUUAGAUUUGUUCUUAUUUAAGGCAAUAUGAUUGUUUUCGCUCCUCGUGGUGACGCUCGUGUUUUAAUCAAGUCAGAUUGUUGUAUUUAUUCCACUAUUUUGCAUUUAAAUGAUGACAUAAAAGAUAUAAAAAAUUUAAAACUGCUAUUUUUCUUAUAGAAGAGAAAAUGGAUGUUGGUGAUUGUAUUUUAAUUAUUUAAGCAUCUCUGUUUACCUGCCUGGGACAACAUUUUAUGGCAGUCUUAUGUGCAAGAUCGUAAAUGGACAAAACAAAAACAAAAAAAAAUUAAACUGCUUACAAUGAUCCAGGAGUUGCAUUAUAGCCAGUAGUAAAAAUAAUAAUGAUAAUAAUAAUUAAUAAUACUAAUGAAACCAUGUCUAUAGCUGUAGAUGGGCAUCACAUCUGUAAAGCAAUCAAUUGUAUAUUUUUGUGAUGUGUACCAUACUGUGUGCUCCAGCAAAUGUCCAUUUGUGUAAAUGUAUUUAUUUUAUAUUGUAUAUAUUGUUAAAUGCAAAAAGGAGCUAUGAUUCUGUGACUCCAAUCAGUUCAGAUAUGUAACUCAAAUUAUUAUGCCUUUCAGGAGGAUGGUAGAACAAUAUUAAACAAGCUUCCACUUUU